AUGACUGCCACCAUAGACUCCAAGACUCUCACGCAGUAUCUAGCCGACAAUCCCCCAACCAUUGUCCCGCUAGGCAUCAAACCCCACUUCGAAGCCUUGUCCGACAAGGAGAAGCUCUAUGCUCACCACAUCUCCGUAGCCUGCUUCGCCGGUACCCGCAUCGUCCUCCGCCAGAUCUCGCCCGAAUCGGAACCCAUCUACGACUUCAUAGUCGCGCUGCACAAACACUGCAAUGGCGACUACGCGGCGGCUGUGAAGGAAGCCGGGCUAUCUCAGGAUGAGCUCGAUGCGUAUCUCAAUUAUGCCGCGCAGUUUCUAGGCAACCUGGGCAACUACAAAUCCUUCGGCGAUUCCAAGUUCGUGCCGCGGCUCGAGCCACGCCAGCUGAAGGCGCUAGCGACUGUGUCGAAGAGGACGCUGGAGCUAUAUGAGCAGUUCCAGGAUGCGAUAUAUGCUGGGAAUGAUGUGGCGAAGCUGCAUUUGGGAUACCCCAGCGAAGGUCAUAUCUCGACUUACUAUCCCGAUAGUCCUUCGAUCACGAAAGAGGAGAUUACGGGUGUUAGCGAUUUCUUGGAGGGCAAGAAAUUGCUGCCAGAGAACACCAGGAUCAGGAAGACAGAUGAGGGCUUCGAGGUCCUGAUCGCAAGCGCUCUAGACAAUCCCUCUCCCGAGCAGCGAGACCUGAGGGAGAGCGAAUGGACGCUGGAUGACGGCAAGAAGAUCAAGCUCGUAUUUGGUGACUAUACCAAUGAGAUGGACACUAUCGCGAAGCACAUGGAGAAGGCUAAGGAGUACGCGGCGAACGAUACUGAGGCCAAGAUGUGCGACGAGUACGUGAAGAGCUUUAGAACUGGUUCACUGGAGGCCUUCAAGGAGAGCCAGCGGUACUGGAUUAAGGAUAAGGGUCCGGAAGUUGAAACCGACAUCGGCUUCAUCGAGACCUAUCGUGACCCGCACGGCAUCCGUGGCGAAUGGGAAGGCUUCGUGGCGAUGGUCAACAAGGAGCGAACGAGGGCGUUUAGUAAGCUUGUGGAGUCGGCGCCCAAGCUAAUUCCGCUACUACCAUGGGAUUCAGCCUUCGAGAAAGACAAGUUCCUGAGUCCUGAUUUUACAUCACUGGAGGUCCUGACCUUCGCAGGCAGCGGCAUUCCAGCCGGUAUCAACAUCCCCAAUUACGAUGACAUCCGGCAGAACCUUGGCUUCAAGAACGUGUCUCUUGGAAACGUGCUCUCAGCGAAAGCUCCCAACGAGCCCAUUCCCUUCAUCAAAGAAUCCGAUCUAGAAAUUUUCCAGAAGUAUCGCGAUCCAGCGUUCGAAGUCCAGGUCGGUCUCCAUGAACUUCUCGGCCACGGCUGUGGGAAGCUUUUGCAAGAAACCUCACCUGGCGAAUUCAACUUCGACAUCGACAACCCGCCAAUUUCCCCCGUGACCCACAAGCCUGUAACAACUUACUACAAGCCCGGCCAGACAUGGGGCUCCGUGUUCGGCUCCAUGGCCGGCUCAUAUGAAGAGUGCCGCGCAGAGUGCGUGGCAAUGGCUCUAGCCUGCGAGUUCCCCAUCCUCGAGCUCUUCGGCUUCGGAAAUGGCCAGGAAGACAUCAACGGCGAAGCUGGUCACGUUCUCUACGCUGCAUAUCUGCAAAUGGCACGCGCCGGUGUCACAGCGCUCGAAUUCUGGGACCCCAAGUCUAGGAAGUGGGGACAAGCGCAUAUGCAGGCCAGAUUUUCUAUCUUGCGUACUUUCCUCAACGCCGGUGUCGAAUUCUGUGAGCUGGAGUUCAAGGAAGAUGACCUCUCUGACCUCACCAUCCGCUUGGAACGGUCACGCAUUUUGGAUCUGGGACGCCAGGCCGUGGAUGCGUAUCUGCAGAAGCUACACAUCUACAAGAGCACAGCAGACUUUGAUGCCGCUAAGAAGAUGUACGACGAGAUCACCACAGUGGAGCCAUUCUAUGAGAAUCGCGUGCGGCCGGCGGUACUCAAGAAGAAGACGCCGCGGAAGGUAUUCGUGCAGGCAAAUACGGUGGAGAGGGAUGGCAAGGUCGAGCUGAAGGAGUACGAGGCUAGUGCUAAGGGUAUGAUCCAGAGUUGUGCGGAGAGGGAGUAUGUGUAG
Molecule: messenger RNA, 2112 nt
Organism: Trematosphaeria pertusa
Lineage: Eukaryota; Fungi; Ascomycota; Dothideomycetes; Pleosporales; Trematosphaeriaceae
Product: dipeptidyl-peptidase III
Exons: 4
Coding region: 1-2112 (703 amino acids)
Biological process (GO): proteolysis
Cellular component (GO): cytoplasm
Molecular function (GO): dipeptidyl-peptidase activity; metalloexopeptidase activity
Source: RefSeq, a predicted model, not a curated record